Eublepharis macularius is the source of this 1296-nucleotide messenger RNA. RefSeq names its product X-C motif chemokine receptor 1 (gene XCR1). The record is from RefSeq and is a predicted model, not a curated record. Gene Ontology annotation, cellular component: membrane. The coding region runs from base 1 to 1038 and encodes 345 amino acids. NCBI's taxonomy places the organism in Eukaryota, Metazoa, Chordata, Lepidosauria, Squamata, Eublepharidae. The transcript has a single exon. Gene Ontology annotation, biological process: immune response; G protein-coupled receptor signaling pathway; chemotaxis. Gene Ontology annotation, molecular function: chemokine receptor activity.
AUGAAUGUGACUGAAUAUCUGUUCUAUGAGAAUACAUUUUCACCCUCUUAUGAUUAUGAUAACUCGCUGGAAUCUAACUGGUGUCAAAUGGACCUCUACCAUUUCAGCACCAUGUUCACCAGCAUCCUAUAUGCUCUGAUUUUUCUUUUCAGCCUACUAGGAAAUAGCCUUGUCUUGUGGAUCAUAGUGAAAUACGAAAACGUCACAUCCUUAACAAAUCUCUUCAUUGUUAAUCUUUGCAUCACUGACCUGGCUUUCUCUUGCACGCUGCCCUUCUGGAUUGUCUACAAAUACUAUGGAUGGAUUCUUGGUAAUUUUCUCUGCAAGACUGUCAGUGCCAUCUUCUCUAUCAGCUACUACUGUGGUGUUAUCUUUCUUACCAUAAUGACCAUCUUCCGGUACCUGUCUGUGGUAGAUCCCUUGUCAACUUUGAGAACACAAACAAAAAAGCGUGGUGUUCUGGUGAGCUUGGCCAUUUGGUCCAUCAGUGUGUUGGUUGUGGUCCCGGAAAUCAUUUUUACCGAAACAAUAACCUACUCCAACGGCCUACAGCACUGUGAGUACAUAGAUUCCACUUGGAAGUUUGUGGAGCUAUGCCAGCAAAUUGCUUUCUUUCUGUGUUCCUUUUGUACCAUUGCAAUUUGUUAUAUUCGAAUGCUUAAGAUCCUACUUGGUUCAAGAUCUCAAAAGAGGUACAGGACUGUGAGACUCAUAUUUGCCAUUGUGCUUAUCUUUUUCCUGAGCUGGGCACCUUACAAUGUGCUUGGUUUCCUCUAUUUUUUGUCCUAUAAGCUUAUCAUCCAACUAAGCUGUGAAUCCCGCAAGCAAGUUUUCUUCGCUUUUGACAUCAGCCGCAAAAUUGCCUUCUGCCACUGUUGUCUCAACCCGGUACUUUAUGUCUUCGUUGGGGUGAAAUUCCGAAGGCAUCUGAAACUCUUGUGCAAAAAGUACUGUUCUUGCCACAGCAGGAUUGAACCCUCCAGCCCAAGGCCUCAUUCUUUUCACACAAGCCCGUACGAGGAUGCAUCCAUGUACUGAAGGUACUGAAGGAACAGUUUGAGUCACCUGCCUGCAGAAACUUUGUUUUUCAACAUUCCACUGCAAAGAAUGUUAAGUGACGUUACUUUGAAAUAUAAGACAGACAUUGAUCAUCAGUUUUAUUUGGAGCCCAUCUAUUUAAUUUGUGAAGAAGACAUUUUCCCGCUGGUAGAUCACUUUUUUUCUGUUUUUACUUCUAAUGUUUUCAGAAAUUCAGAUGUUUGUAGAACCAUGUGAAAGGGUAAGGGGGAUAUCCCA